GUGUUUGGUUGGGCCUUUGGGUAUUGACCGUAAAUAACGCGAGUCUGAUUGCUUCGUGACAGAUUCGAUGCAGAUCUGUCUGCAAAAUAAAGUACCCCCUUUUCUUCUCAGAUUCCUCUUUUUCAAUUCAACUUUUUGGAAAAAAGGAAAAUAAAGAUUGCUUAGAAAUGCAUCUGUGGCCAUCCCAACGAAUUAGGGACUCCUUUAAGGAAUCGCAUCUCUCGAAGAUGGAGUGGAAUCUCAGUCGAAUGAAGCAAUCCCGAGCUUCCUCCUCUUCCUACAACGCCGCCGCCGAUCAAAAUCUAAAGCUCCCGCUUCUUUCUUCUUCUGAUUCACGAAAAGGCAGCGAUGACCCCAAUAAGAAGGCGGCGGCGGCGGCGGAGGAGAAUUCGGACCUCCUCCCUUCGACGAAGAUCACAGCGCUUCUGGAUCUCUCACAAGACCUAGUUCUCAUUCUCACGUGCUGCGUCUGCUGCCUCUGCUUCGGAGGUGGAGGGCAGCGCACAAAGCUGGUUUCACACAACAGAUCAUCUCCACAAUUCAGACUAAACCAAUUUCGACAAGUGCUGAUCCAAUCAACACCGCUGAGUGACAAUCUCGCUCAAAUUGGAGCUUCAUUUCUCAACUCUCAAGAAUCAGUUGCAGCAUCUCGGGAUGAGGAAGAGCAAUAACCUGUGAAAUAUAGAUUUCUCAUCCUAUAUGGUUGAUUGUGCAUGAAUGUGAGGAUGAGUAGGCCAUCUUCGAAAUCCUAUUGUUCAGUUCUUUUAUCAUGACAAAUUGUGCAUUGCCAGCCUUAGGAUAAUGAAUUGCAUUUGUUAUAGGUAGAAAGGAGAUACAAAAUUGUUCUCACUUAAUCUGCCUUUGUAUGUUUCUGUGAAUGAUUUCUGUGAUCACUGUGGUUUUGAACAAUUUUAUUGGACUCCAUAAA
Molecule: messenger RNA, 928 nt
Organism: Asparagus officinalis (garden asparagus)
Lineage: Eukaryota; Viridiplantae; Streptophyta; Magnoliopsida; Asparagales; Asparagaceae
Exons: 3
Coding region: 168-671 (167 amino acids)
Source: RefSeq, a predicted model, not a curated record